Messenger RNA from Rhodamnia argentea, 857 nucleotides. Its product is annotated as thioredoxin F-type, chloroplastic-like. The record is from RefSeq and is a predicted model, not a curated record. The transcript has 3 exons. Lineage: Eukaryota; Viridiplantae; Streptophyta; Magnoliopsida; Myrtales; Myrtaceae. Bases 95 to 649 code for a protein of 184 amino acids.
UUGUCCGUUAACGAGGACGAGAGAGCUAGUAGUACCGCGACUGCUGCUGGCUGCUGCUCACUGCCACUCUGCUCCCUCCCUCGCUCGCUCGCUCAUGGCUCUUCAGCUCUCCUCUCUCUCGGCUUCCUCCCUCCGUUCCCAGAACUCUGUGCCCUGCUUUUCGUGCUCCGGCUCGAGUUCGGGCUCCACCUCCAGCUCCAGCUCGAGAUGGUGCUUGUCGGGGUCCAAGAACGUGAACUUGCAAGCCAGUGGCGGCGUCGGUCGUGGUAGAAGUGGGGUGGCGGCGAAGUGUGGCGUGGACACGACGGGGGUCUACACGGUGGGGAAGGUGACGGAGGUGGACAAGGACACCUUCUGGCCCAUCGUCAACUCUGCCCCCGACAAGACGGUCGUUCUUGACAUGUACACCCAAUGGUGUGGUCCUUGCAAAGUCAUGGCUCCAAAGUUUCAAGAGCUAGCCGAGAAGUAUCUUGAUGUUGUUUUUCUGAAGCUCGACUGCAACCAAGAAAACAAGUCAUUGGCAAAGGAGCUUGGCCUAAGGGUGGUUCCCACGUUCAAAAUACUAAAGGAAGGCGCGAUUGUGAAGGAAGUGAAGGGUGCCAAAUUCGAUGAUCUUGUUCUUGCCAUCGAUACAGUCAGAUCCGGCUGAAGAAGGCCCUCUUUUAACCAUUGCAACCUGUCGACCUCAAAUCGGAUGCUGUUCAAAUAAUCUUAUCAAAAGUGAAUAUAUUGAAUCAUUCCAUGUUUGGGAUAAGGCUGAGCAUGCUAAUUAUUCCACUCUUCUCGUGGAUGUUCUUGUGAUAUUUUCUUGUGUGAUAUUUUCUUCGUUAACGGCGUUCCCAGUUCCCAAUUCCAAA